Molecule: messenger RNA, 3699 nt
Organism: Lathyrus sativus (Indian pea)
Lineage: Eukaryota; Viridiplantae; Streptophyta; Magnoliopsida; Fabales; Fabaceae
Source: the annotation of a GenBank genome assembly
AUGGUUUUGGGAAUAAGAACUAAGAGUAGAAAAACUGUUUCGAAUUCAAUCCAAGUUCAUUACAUUAUCCAUGUUUAUGAGAUCAAACCAUGGCCACCUUCACAAUCACUCAGGUCUGUUCAAUCUCUGCAUUUGCAAUGGCAAAACGGUGACCAAAACUCCGGCUCUAUACCCUCCUCCAGUGUUGGCAAUGGGAAAAUCGAGUUUAAUGAACCUUUCAAGCUUUCGGUAUCCAUGUCGAAGAAGGGAAAGAAACGCGAAAGUUUUAAGAAAAAUAUUUUGGAGUUUCAGUUGUAUGAUAGGACAGUGAAGAGCCAGCUUAUAGGAUCAGCCACUGUGGAUUUUGCAGAUUUUGGAAUUAUUAAGGAAGCUAAAGCUAUAUGUUUUCAGUUGAAUUGUAAGAAGAGUUUCAAAAGCUCGGUGCAACCAAUGAUGUAUGUUAGUUUUCAGCCAUUUGAUGUAGAGUGUUCGAGCUCAUCACGUAGCAGCAGCUUCUCGAAAGAAUUGUCAACGGAGAGGGAGUCUGUGUCACAGUCAAUUAAGGAUGAUGAUGAUGAUGACGAUGAUGACAAGGGCAAUGGUGAUAAUGAUGAUCUUGAAAUUGCCGCUUUUACUGAUGAUGAAACUGAUGACAUUGCUUCAAAUAAUUUGCAAACUACCACAUCGGCUUCGAAGGAAAUAAGAGGCAGUGGGGAAAUUGGUGAAGGAGGAACAAAGGGAGCUAAUGGAGAACGUAUUCUACCCUCAGAAAUUAUUACUUCUAGCUUACACGUAAACACAAAGGCUGGAUCACCCUCACAUAUCAAUGACAACAAAUCUCUCUCUUCGUCUUCUGUUCUACGUUCGGGUGUCGAAAAUGUUGAAAAUAGUAGCCCUUCCUCGCCUAAAAUUUCUAAGAGAAGUGUCAAGGUUGCUGAUGCAAGUUCUGAAAUUCAAGAAAGGAUUCAACAAUCUCCCUCUUCGUCUCUGGUUCUACGGCCGGGUAUCGGAAAUGUUGAAAAUGGUAGGCCUUCUUUACCAGAAAUUGUUAAGAGAAGUGUCAAGGUUGCUGAUACAAGUUCUGAAAUUCAAGAAAGGAUUCAACAAUCUCUCUCUUCGUCUCCGGUUCUACACUCGGGCAUCGGAAAUGUUGAAAAUGGUAGGCCUUCUUUACCAGAAAUUUCUAAGAGAAGUGUCAAGCUUGCUGAUGCAAGUUCUGAAAAUCAAGAAAGGAUUCAACAAUCUCCCUCUUUGUCUCCGGUUCUACGCCCGGGUAUUGGAAAUGUUGAAAAUGGUAGGCCUUCUUUACCAGAAAUUUCUAAGAGAAGUGUCAAGCUUGCUGAUGCAAGUUCUGAAAAUCAAGAAAGGAUUCAACAAUCUCCCUCUUUGUCUCCGGUUCUACGCCCGGGUAUUGGAAAUGUUGAAAAUGGUAGGCCUUCUUCACCUAAAAUUUCUAAGAGAAGUGUCAAGGUUGCUGAUGCAAGUUCUGAAAUUCAAGAAAGGAUUCAACAAUCUCCCUCUUUGUCUCCGGUUCUACGCCCGGGUAUUGGAAAUGUUGAAAAUGGUAGGCCUUCUUCACCUAAAAUUUCUAAGAGAAGUGUCAAGGUUGCUGAUGCAAGUUCUGAAAUUCAAGAAAGGAUUCAACAAUCCCGUUGGCAAGAUAUUUCUGUUGAUAGGUUCAAAGCCAUAUCUCCAUCUUCAAACAUUUCAUCAAGUAUGAGACCACACUUUGAAACAUCUUCCCAAUCUCAAGUGCUUCCAGAGGAUAGUGUAAGCCACAAAGAUAACACAGAAAACAGGCGAUAUAAAGAAUAUGCUCCCAAGAAAGUUGGCAGUGUUACAAACACUGGUGUGAUGGAGGACAAAUUGAAAAAGGACGAGGGAAGAAAAGGACGAGAACAUUUUACUAUGAGUAAUGGAAAUUUUGAAAAUGUGCUUGACAAUAAUUUUUUAGAUAAUGAAUCUACAAGAACAGAAAAAUUAAAUAGUGAUUCUCUUCUGCUAAGUAAAAAAUCACACGAACAACCAACAAUUUUUGUGACAAAUGAGAAAUCAGAGGAUAUGAGAAGUAAAAAGCUUCCUUUAAUAACUACCGAGAGCUAUGGGCAGUUUAUCAGGAGUCAGAAUCUAGAUCAGGAAGAGAAAAUAAAUACUUCUAAUGUUGUUCAUGCUGCUGCUGCUUGUCAUAAAGAUAUUAAUGUGAAUGGUAGUUCUUUUAUUGAUAAUUCUGAAUUGAAGGCCGAAGUUGAACGGCUUCGUGAAGAGCUGAGAGAAGCUGCUGCUCUUGAAGCUUCAAUGUACUCAGUUAUUGCUGAACAUGGCUCAUCAAACAAGGUUCAUGCACCUGCCCGGCGCUUGUCUAGAUUCUAUUUCUAUGCUCGCAGAGUUGGCUCCCCUGCUAAAAUAACUAGUGCUGCCCAGAGCGUUGUCUCGGGAUUUGUUUUGGUUUCUAAAGCAUGUGGAAAUGAUGUUCCAAGGUUGACAUUCUGGUUCUCAAACCUACUAUUGCUAAGAGCAAUUGUGAGCAAAGGAGUUGAAAAUAAAGACCUUGGUAAUGGUCCGUGGCUCAAUGGUGAAUGUAAUGUAAAUGGUUCCACUUCUCAUGACAAAGAAAAAGAAAAUAAAGAAGAACAAUUUCAUGGCUGGCUGGAGCCAGAGACAUUUUUAGUUGCAUUGGAAAAGGUCGAAGCAUGGAUGUUCUCUCGAAUUAUUGAGUCAGUGUGGUGGCAGACUCUGACGCCAUACAUGCAAUCUGCAGCAGCUAAGAGCUCUAGCUCUAGGAAAAACUAUGGUAAGAGAUAUACCAUUGGCGAUCAAGAUCAAGGAAACUUUUCUAUUGAUUUAUGGAAAAGAGCUUUCAAGGGUGCGUGUGAAAGGCUUUGUCCUCUUCGAGGUGGAGGGCUUGAGUGUGGCUGCUUGCAUGUGAUAUCUAGAAUGGUGAUGGAACAAUUGGUUAAUAGACUCGAUGUUGCGAUGUUCAAUGCUAUUCUUCGGGAAUCAGCCGAUGAAAUGCCCACCGAUCCUAUAUCUGACCCUAUUAGUGAUUCUAAGGUUCUUCCUAUUGCAUCUGGAAAAUCAGGCUUUGGUGCUGGUGCGCAACUAAAGAAUGCUGUUGGUGACUGGUCAAGAUGGCUUUCAGAUUUGUUUGGCAUUGAUGACUGCGACGACUCUCAUGACGAUAACAAUGAGAAUGAUGACAUAAAAUGUGAAUCUUCCUUCAAACCUUUCCCUCUCCUGAACACGCUGAGUGAUCUAAUGAUGCUUCCUUUCGAAAUGCUUGCAGACAGAUCUAUGAGAAGAGAGGUAUGUCCUAGAUUAGGCAUAUCAUUGGUAAAACAGGUCAUCAACAAUUUUGUCCCCGAUGAGUUCACCCCUGGACCUGUCCCAAAUGCUGUUAUCGAGGCCUUGAACAAUGAGGAUAUUGCAGAUGAUGAAGGGUCCAUCACAAGCUUUCCAUGCAGUGCUGGUUCCACAUUCUACGCACCUCCCCCAACUUCUUCAGUUGUGAGCAUGCUAAAAGAAGUGGGAACCCCUAGAUUAAAAAGUGCAUCAUUUAUGCUUAAAAAGUUAUACACAAGCGACGAUGAACUUGACGAAUUAGAUUCACCACUUUCUGCUCUUGGCAUGGAUGACUCUAAGAAAAUGUCUGCAGUAGUAAAGGAAGGACGUAAGGUUGUCCGAUAUGAACUUUUGAAAGAAGUAUGGAAGAGUAGUGAAUGA